GCCCCGGGCCGCCGUUCCGGCUCCUGCCGCCGCGCGCUGGCAGUGGCGUGCGCGCUGGCCUGGCCGACCUUCCGGAACCUCUCCUGGCCCCGCCGUCCGUACGCCGGCAAGAUGGCGGCGCCCAGCGGACCCGCGGGCUUCUCUCGCAGCGGUCUCUUCUCCUUCCUGCCCGGCGGCGCGCGCUCCCAGAUGACCGACGACGACUUGGUGACUGACGCGCGGGGCCGGGGCGCAGGGCAUAGAGACGCCGCCGCCUCCGCCUCGGCCCCGCAAGGUUUGGAGCACGGGAAGCGGCCGUGCCGGGCCUGUGUGGACUUCAAGUCGUGGAUGCGGACCCAGCAGAAGCGGGACAUCAAGUUUAGGGAGGAUUGUCCACAGGAUCGGGAGGAACUGGGUCGCCACACCUGGGCUUUCCUCCACACGCUGGCCGCCUAUUACCCGGACAUGCCCACCCCAGAACAGCAGCAAGAUAUGGCCCAGUUCAUACAUAUAUUUUCCAAGUUUUACCCCUGCGAGGAGUGUGCGGAAGACAUAAGGAAGAGGAUAGGCAGGAACCCGCCAGACACAAGCACUCGGGUCUCCUUCAGCCAAUGGCUGUGCCGUCUGCACAAUGAGGUGAAUCAGAAGCUGGGCAAGCCUGACUUUGACUGCUCAAGAGUAGACGAGCGAUGGCGUGACGGCUGGAAGGACGGCUCCUGUGACUAGAAGAUUGUCGGCAGAGUGUGUGGGGCGUCUGGCCAGGAUCCAUAGGCAACCUGGCUAGAGAGGGAGGGACAGCCUAUUGAUUAAAAUGCAUCUGAGCCAAAGCUUUUUUUUGGUGGGGUGGGGAAGGUAGGGUCCCUAAGACAUUGCCAAUGGGAACCCUACCCAAUGGGAACCCUACCCACAAGAUUGAGAAGUGGAGGUAUCCACUGUGGCCUCCUCAGCUAAGGCGCCAUGGGACUGAAGAUGAGAGAGGCAUCUAUCUACAGGCUGCCCCGUAUCCUUUAUAAUGCAGCCUCUUGCCCAUUACACAGUUGGGACAUGGCUGCCUGCAGAACUAUGACCCUGGCAGCUCUGUGUCAUUUCACUGAGCUGUCUACUCUGUACUCUGUUCCCAGCUCUAGGAGGGCUCUUCUCUGAGGGUGUGCCCACCAUACUGCCCACUGCCUGCCUGGCACAUGUUCUUCCACAGCUGUGACAUGCCUGUCAGCAGAUGAUUCUGAGUAUCUGCUUCCUUAAGAGUUUGAGACCAAAAUAAAAUGAAGUGACUUAGG
Messenger RNA from Arvicola amphibius (Eurasian water vole), 1256 nucleotides. It is a transcript of the gene Gfer, whose product is annotated as growth factor, augmenter of liver regeneration. Gene Ontology annotation, biological process: liver development. The coding region runs from base 112 to 705 and encodes 197 amino acids. The transcript has 3 exons. The record is from RefSeq and is a predicted model, not a curated record. Gene Ontology annotation, cellular component: mitochondrion. Gene Ontology annotation, molecular function: flavin-dependent sulfhydryl oxidase activity; flavin adenine dinucleotide binding. Lineage: Eukaryota; Metazoa; Chordata; Mammalia; Rodentia; Cricetidae.